CUUGCAAAGAAACAAAUUAAGCAGUGGAAAAGAAGAGAAGAGGAAUGGGAAGGCCACCUUGCUGUGAUAAACUUGGAGUGAAGAAAGGCCCAUGGACACCGGAAGAAGAUAUCACCUUAGUGUCCUACAUACAAGAACAUGGCCCUGGCAAUUGGAGGACUAUCCCUGCAAACACUGGAUUAAAGAGAUGCAGCAAGAGUUGCAGACUUAGAUGGACUAAUUAUUUAAGGCCUGGAAUCAAGCGUGGCAACUUCACUGAUCAAGAGGAGAAGCUCAUAAUCCAUCUCCAAGCUCUUUUAGGCAAUAGAUGGGCAGCCAUUGCUGCUUACCUUCCAGAGAGAACAGACAAUGAUAUCAAGAACUAUUGGAACACUCAUCUAAGAAAGAAGCUCAGCAAGACACAUGAGUUAUCAAGCAAUAAAUCCAACUCUAAAGGUCAAUGGGAAAGGAGGCUUCAAACUGAUAUCAAUAUGGCAAAGCAAGCACUCAUUGAUGCCUUAUCAUUAGAGAAAUCUCCAACAAGUGAUGAUCACACUCAUGAAUUGAAGAACUCCAGUGGUUACUGCUCAGCAACGUAUGCAGCAAGUGCUGAGAAUAUUUCCAAGUUACUUGAAGGAUGGAUGAGGAACACAAAGAAGCACUCAGAGAGCAACACAAGUGAAGCUUGCUCAGUAUCUAGUACAACCAAACCAUUACCUGAGACAUUGUUUGGGUUGGAUUCAGAGACACCAGAAGCAUCAGAGACAAGUCUUUUGCAUGGUGAAAGCAAAGCAAGUAUGGAGGCUUCAACUUCUUUCUCCAUGCUUGAAACUUGGCUCUUUGAUGAAAGUGUUGAGCAAAAACAAGAUGAUCUUCUUGAUGUAUCACUAGUAGACACUUGUCAAUUGUUUUCUUGCUAGCUAUUUGAUGCUCUGCUUCUAUAUUUUUUAUUUACUAAGUAAUUAAUCACCAAAAUUAAGGUGAUCGAUUAUGUUUGUUCACAAAUGA
This is a messenger RNA of Dioscorea cayenensis subsp. rotundata (Guinea yam), 987 nucleotides long. Its product is annotated as myb-related protein 306-like. Gene Ontology annotation, biological process: response to auxin. The record is from RefSeq and is a predicted model, not a curated record. Bases 45 to 899 code for a protein of 284 amino acids. The transcript is spliced from 3 exons. Lineage: Eukaryota; Viridiplantae; Streptophyta; Magnoliopsida; Dioscoreales; Dioscoreaceae.